This is a messenger RNA of Fusarium graminearum PH-1, 1280 nucleotides long. RefSeq lists its product as uncharacterized. The transcript has a single exon. Gene Ontology annotation, molecular function: RNA polymerase II cis-regulatory region sequence-specific DNA binding; DNA-binding transcription factor activity, RNA polymerase II-specific. The record is from RefSeq and is a predicted model, not a curated record. Lineage: Eukaryota; Fungi; Ascomycota; Sordariomycetes; Hypocreales; Nectriaceae. The coding region runs from base 394 to 888 and encodes 164 amino acids. Gene Ontology annotation, biological process: regulation of transcription by RNA polymerase II; DNA-templated transcription.
AAAAAACGGACAUCUCCGUUUUUUUCGUCCUCAUCCCUUCUCCCUCCAGCCUAACGGCCUCUCUGCAAACGUAGGGGAGGCCGCCGCCCCCUCAACUUGAAUCAAUGGCAGCAGCGUGUGCAUCCGCCGCCGCCUGCAGCCUCGCCUCGGCCAUGUCCUGGUAGUCUGCUCGCUGCCCCGGCGUCGUUACCUAGUAACGAUCUCGGCAUCGAUCCUGGUCUGCUUCUCUUUGAAAACUAUUCUCCCUACUUGGAAUUUCUACCGGCCGAUUACAACGGGUUUGAUGGAGCGACGUGGGAUUUCGGGAACAUCGCCAACAAUAAUAACACCACCGCUGCCACCAACGACAAUGACGUUCAGAACUUCAGCGGUGAUGGGCUAUUCGACAAUAUCAUGAUCCCGGAAUUGAACGUUUUGGAUACACAGUCUUCGCUCGAUGUGGUUGGAGAUGGCUUCCUCUCUCAGGAGCAGCCUCUCCUCACUGUCAACUCUACAACACCCAUCGAGUACCCUGCUACUGCAAGCUCUUCAUCCAGCACUCCUCAUCCCCCACCAACGAUUAGAACCAAAUCUCCAACAUCAACAUCCGCCAUCCCAGGAACAUCUACCUUUUCUCUCCACCCCUCCCCCUCUUCUUCAUCAUCAUCAUCAUCGUCGUCCUCCCGCAAACGCAAAUCCUCUCCCGAAGAAGAGGAUUCAGCCGUCACCCUCAAGCGCCAGCGCAACACCCUCGCGGCACGCAAGUACCGCCAGAAGCGCAUCGACCGCAUCACUGAGCUUGAGGAGGCCUUGGCUGCCAAGGCGAAGGAAUGUGAUGAUUGGAAACUUAAAUUUAUGAGGAAGGAGGCAGAGAACGAUACUCUUAGGGAAAUGCUUGCGAAGAAAUGAGAAAACAAAGAGAAACAAGACCAAGUUUGACACCGUGUUUGCUAUUAUGCUAUGGCGAUUCGGGGCAUUGAAAGGACUUCUAGAUACAUUGUUUCGAGUUAGCGAGUUUGCUUUUUUCCUUGUUGCUUUUACAAAUGACUACAAAUAUUUUUUUUGACACUUAAUGAGCUCUCUCCGUCUCUAGUGAUGAUGUGCCUUGUCAGUGUUGUCUUGUGUUCUAGUUUGUCUUGAUCAACACCGAGUUCGCUCAAGCUUGAUGUUUCUCAUAUCGUAGAACUGCAAGACAGCACAACAAAACAUAGUCAAACUCAUGCGUACCCGUCUUGACAACUCAACUCAACAUCCACUACAAUUCGAACGAGGGAGGCCAUCGACAUUCCAUACCAUCUUAU